Dipodomys spectabilis (banner-tailed kangaroo rat) is the source of this 1726-nucleotide messenger RNA. RefSeq names its product reticulon 4 receptor (gene Rtn4r). The record is from RefSeq and is a predicted model, not a curated record. Bases 52 to 1461 code for a protein of 469 amino acids. The transcript has 2 exons. Gene Ontology annotation, molecular function: protein binding. Lineage: Eukaryota; Metazoa; Chordata; Mammalia; Rodentia; Heteromyidae. Gene Ontology annotation, cellular component: plasma membrane.
CCCGCCCCGAAGCGACUUUCGGUCCCCGACGCGCCCCGCCCGACCCCUAAGAUGAAGAGGGCGUCCGCCGGAGGGAGCCGGCUGCUGGCUUGGGUGCUGUGGCUACAGGCCUGGCGGGUGGCGGCGCCAUGCCCUGGUGCUUGCGUGUGCUACAAUGAGCCCAAGGUGACGACAAGCUGCCCCCAGCAAGGCCUGCAGGCCGUGCCCGCUGGCAUCCCAGCCGCCAGCCAACGCAUCUUCCUGCAUGGCAACCGCAUCUCCCACGUGUCAGCCGCAGGCUUCCAUGCCUGCCGCAACCUCACCAUCCUGUGGCUGCACUCCAAUGCCCUGGCCAGGAUCGACGCCACUGCCUUUGCUGGCCUGACCCUCCUGGAGCAGCUGGACCUCAGUGACAAUGCACAACUUCGUGCCGUGGACCCUGCCACAUUCCAAGGCCUGGGCCGCCUGCACACGCUGCACCUGGACCGCUGUGGCUUGCGGGAACUGGGUCCUGGCCUGUUCCGUGGUCUGGCUGCUCUGCAGUACCUCUACCUGCAAGACAACUGGCUGCAGGCGCUGCCUGAUGAUGCCUUCCGUGACCUGGGCAACCUCACACACCUUUUCCUGCACGGCAACCGUAUCCCUAGUGUGCCCGAGCGAGCCUUCCGCGGCUUGCACAGCCUGGACCGUCUCCUCCUACACCAGAACCACGUAGCCCGUGUGCACCCGCACGCCUUCCGUGACCUUGGCCGCCUCAUGACACUCUACCUAUUUGCCAACAACCUCUCCAUGUUACCUGCUGAGGCCCUGGCACCGCUGCGGGCCCUGCAGUACCUGAGGCUCAAUGACAACCCCUGGGUAUGCGACUGCCGGGCACGCCCACUGUGGGCCUGGCUGCAGAAGUUCCGAGGGUCAUCAUCAGAGGUGCCCUGCAGCCUGCCCCCACGCCUGGCUGGCCGCGAUCUCAAGCGCCUGGCAGCCAGUGACUUGGAGGGCUGCGCUGUGGCCACUGGGCCCUUCCAUCCUGGGCUCACUGACGAGGAGCUGCUGGGUCUGCCCAAGUGCUGCCAGCCUGAUGCCGCAGACAAAGCCUCGGUGCUGGAGCCUGGGAGGCCAGCCUCUGCUGGCAAUGCACUCAAGGGGCGUGUGCCACCUGGUGACACCCCGCCAGGCAACAGCUCUGGACCACGGCAUAUCAAUGACUCCCCAUUUGGGACCCUGCCCAGCUCCGCAGAGCCCCCACUAACUGGGCUACGGCCUGAGGGCUCAGAACCACCAGGGCUACCCACCACAGGCCCUCGUCGAAGGCCCGGCUGUUCCCGCAAGAACCGCACCCGUAGCCACUGCCGUCUGGGCCAGGCAGGCAGCGGGGGCGGUGGGGCUAGUGAUGCCGAGGGCUCAGGUGCCCUACCAGCCCUGGCCUGCAGCCUUGCGCCCCUGGGCCUUGUGCUGGUGCUGUGGACAGUGCUGGGCCCCUGCUGACCAGCCACCAGAGCCUCUCCACAGCCAGGUGUGUACAUAUGGGGUCUCACUCCACGCCGCCAGCCAGAGUUGGGGGCAGGCCCCGUGGGGCAGGCCAGGCCUCCCCUGAUGGACGCCUCCCCACUAGCCCACCCCAUCUCCACCCCAUCAUGUUUACAGGGUUCCGGAGGCGACGUUUGUUCCAGAACGCCGCCUCCCACCCGGAUCGCGGUAUAUAGAGAUAUGCAUUUUAUUUUACUUGUGUAAAAAUAUCGGAUGACGUGGA